Postia placenta MAD-698-R-SB12 is the source of this 720-nucleotide messenger RNA. RefSeq lists its product as hypothetical. The coding region runs from base 1 to 720 and encodes 239 amino acids. Gene Ontology annotation, biological process: endoplasmic reticulum to Golgi vesicle-mediated transport; vesicle fusion. Gene Ontology annotation, cellular component: Golgi apparatus; SNARE complex; endoplasmic reticulum membrane. The transcript has 5 exons. Gene Ontology annotation, molecular function: SNARE binding; SNAP receptor activity. The record is from RefSeq and is a predicted model, not a curated record. Lineage: Eukaryota; Fungi; Basidiomycota; Agaricomycetes; Polyporales; Adustoporiaceae.
AUGAACUCGUUGUAUACCCUUGGUGUUCGUCAGACAAAUUCAAUACAAGCCGACUUAGAGCGUUUGAGGAAUGGUGACAAGUCAGCAGCCCUAUUAGGGCAGAUCUCAGCGUCCCUCGCGGCGAUGCACAGAACAGUGGACGACUAUGAUUCAAUGGCGAAACGGGAGAUCAUUAAAACGAAGCAAGAGAAAGCCGUCAUGCGAGUUCAGAAGUUCCGCGCAGAUUAUACGGAGCUACGCGCGCAGUUCGAGCAAAUUAAGGCAGAGAGCGAAGCUGCAGUUCGCUCCGAACUAUUAGCGUCUUCUUCCUCAGCCACUCCCUUAACACCAGCAACAGGAGAUACGCGCCGACGAUUUAUGCCUGGACAGCCACCAUCGUCCUCAGAGAUAUCAGAGUCUCCCUUCCGUGCAGGCGCUGUGCCCAUGUCAUCAAUGCGAGAACAACAUGCACUACAUGAGCAUACCUUCAUUCAAAAUACAGAAGCAAAACUCGACGACUUCAUUGCGCAGGGCAGAGCCGUUCUUGACGACCUGGUCGAUCAGCGGAAUGUGCUCAAAGGCACACAGCGACGUCUUUUGGAUGCUGCGAAUACAUUGGGUCUCAGUAGAGACGUCAUUGGAUGGAUCGAGCGGCGGAGUACUCAGGAUAUGUAUAUUUUCUUUGGCGGUGCGAUUCUCACUUUUGUCUGCUUCUAUCUCAUCUGGAGGUAUCUUGGCUGA